AGAUUUUUAAUACCAAUACAUUUUCAAUGAAAAAAUUCAUAAUAUAUGAUCAUUUAAAAUCGAAUAUUCUUCAAGAUUUUAUUGAAUGAGACAUCAAUUUUUAAUUUCAUUUUCUUCUAGUCAUUUACAAAAUUGUCAAUUGUCACUCUUGUCAGUAGUUUGGUGCUCCUGUUGUCAAAGGACAACUGUAUCAUCUAAUGGCGGUGAACUUUUUACGGUUUAGAAGUAGAAAUUCUUGAAUUAUUUAGUACUUUACUGUGAGAAACGUUACUUAUAAAUUCUCAUUUUUAUGUCCUGAGUAAUUAGGACGAAAUGGCGUGCGGGAAUAUCAAAUAGUGGCGUUUGUUUUAUCGGUGGCUACAGGCUGCACAUUUAGUCUUUUUUGAGUGUGAAAAUGGCCCCCCAGCCUGACAAUGAUAAUACACCGAAAGCACCUGAUAAAAAUGAUAAAACUAAGGGUGAUAAACAUGGAAAUUCCGAUGCCAACAAGGAAAAAAACAAAGAUUUCAAGACUCUGAAUAAUUUAAACGACUGUGAACUGAAAGAUCUUUUAGAUGAGGCCAUUACUUACAAAAAUCCAAAAGAUAGAGAAGGAAAGAGUACACUUUUCAAGGAGUUACUUAGUCAAGCAGAAGAAUCAGAGAGAAAUGCUCGAGCUGCUAGUGCCGGGGGUUCUGAACAGGUGAGAUAUUGCAACACGUCUGCCAAGAGAUCCAAGCAUCGUCGGAAACCUAAUAGUAUAUCGGAAAAUGUUAUGCACGGCGGUAGUCUGGAUAACCUAGCCAAAGAAGACCUCUUUGAGGUAGUUCAUCACCUCAGUAAGCCAAAGAGGACAGUUAGCGCAAGACAAAGGGAAGGAGGGAGCCUCCCAUCUAACGUCAACGCUGGCAGCCUUUCCUCAUACGAUCCCCAUUUCCUGGAGGAGGCUCUGCAGAAGAGAACUGUCAGGGGUGGGGGGUCUCCAGAGCCUAUGGAAGUUGACAUGGAGACUGCCAAUUUAUUGGAACAUGAUUCGGUAGCCGAGAAUUACGAAAAGGGGGCCUCGGCAGAGGGUCGCGACAACACGAACCACCAGAGUGCCCCCAAGUUCACCACCAAAGCUUCCUUGCAAGUCAAUGUUGACGAUGCCCUCCAUUUCAAGGACCUAGACCAUGUAGAAAAGAAGCAUGAUCUUGAACAGAUAUCAGCAAAAGUGCUGCAGACAAAAUAUAGUGUUUUCAUCCAAGAUUACAAUCCUAUUAACGAAGCAUCAAAGAAGGUGGAUGAAAACGGCAAUGCCCUAAACCAAAAUACCGUUGCAAAGGCCAAGAAGAAAAAAGUCCAAGCAGAGAAAAACGUUAUGUCAUCUUAUUCUGCUGAGAAGCUGGUGGGUCAUCGUGGCGACAUCAUAAAUGACGUUGACAAACUAGUCGAAUUCAUAGGCGAUGGCCCCCAGGGAGGGAGCCAGAACAAGUCGAAUUCCCACCGUCAGAAACAGAUCCAUAAGAACGCAUCGGAAGUUAGCAGCAAAGGAGGUAAGAAGCAGAAAGGCGCGCAGUCCUCCAAGAACAAAGAGAACAGUGUCAAGAAUGACCUGAAGAAGAGCAACUCGCUGGAGGAGAUAUCGACGACAAAGCUGGAUGGUUUCAAGUUCGACGAGGACAACAAUGAACAAAAGUCAGAGCAACGAAAGGAAGAACCAGACAAGACGGCGGCCAAGGCUAAGACCGAGACCACCGAGAAGGUGAAGACUUUUGAGGUGGUGACGACAGAGCCAAAGACCGACGUUUUGGUUCUCGAAAGGCCUAAGGAACGCAAAACUGAGAACGUUGAGGUAAUCAUCGAGUCGUCUUCCGACUUUCACGUGGUAAGGAAGAAGAAAAAAACGAAAAAGGGGGUGAUUUCGCUGAGCGGCAGUCGACAAAAGCCGUCCAACGCAGUCGCGACCGGUUCGAACCUGUCUAAAUUGAACGGGACGACCAGUGAGCGACGUGCAUCCUCCCCGGUACCGCGCAGGAAGUCCGUGUGCUCUGUGCCGCAGAGUGAGAAGUCGAACGACAGCUCUGACGUCGAUUCGGUGCACUCCCUGCCUGCAGGUGGUAGCAGCCAGCAACAUCAUAGACGUGCCGCAUCGAAGGAGACGCCGAUUUCGUACGCGGACAUCGCGAGGAACGCUGAUAAGAAGCAGCCAGAGGCUCAGCAAAAGAAGCAGUUCUCCGACGCCAAGGUUGGAAACGAUUCCAUGAGCGACCAUGGCUCUCCCAAUGCAGCGGAGGCUGAACCAGCUUCUCCAAUGGUGGUGAUGGCUAACGCGCAGACGCAGACAACACCACCUAAGGAGCAGCCCCCAGAUGUUCACAAUAUCAAAAGCUUUCCGGCGAUUAGUAAGGCUGCUGCUACGACCUGUUCUUACUCUCCUGUAACCUUGAACAAGGUUGAUAAGAGUAUGAACACGUCAUCGCCCCCUAAAGGACAGAUGAGAUUGCAGCAGCAGUCAAACACUGAAAAGCCGAGGUAUUUUCAAUGCAACAAUGUUAAUAAGAAUAACGCCAAACCACAGACUGCCGUCGCCUCGUCGCAGACUAAUAAUCCUACCACUGUACCUGAGACGCAACCACAGCAAAAGCAGCGCGACAUAAAGACUGAUCUCUCGAUAAUACAAGCCAAUGAGAUAGAAACUGUGCAGAUGAACAACCAGAUGAUGCCCAGGAUGGAGAUACCGGACGUGCAAACAAUUGAAAAGUUGAACUACAUGAGUCAGCCUGGUGCUCACAUGCCCCUUCAUUUGCAACGUCACGUAGUUCCACCCCAACAUUUACACAUGGCUCCACCACCCCAAAGACCUAUUAAUCAACCACCUCCUCAUAUACCUAUAAUGAUGCCGCCUCCGGAAAUGUACCCUCACCAUGCUCCUCAAGCAUACCAGCCACCCGUAAUGACACAUCACCACCACCAUCAUCACCAUCACCCAACGCACCACCCUCUCGCGUAUCCUGCCCAGGCGUAUGAGGGCGCGGCCGUAACUUACGUUGAUCACGCCUUCCUCGCGCAACCGCCCCCUCCAUCAGGCGUUAUAGUUGUCAAUCACCACAUAGCACCGCCGCCACCGCCAAUUGUUGACAACCGCCAGGAAGUGGUAAACAUCCCUAGGGAGAAGGCCAACAAGUGGGCGGAAGGAGCGGAAGCGGCCAAAGCUAAACCAAGGCAGAAGAGGUUCGAUAAAUCUCAGAACGCUGGCAACGUUGAUCGAAGGAAAGACAGCUGCGGCUCUAGGCCGUCCCCUUCCCUAACUACUCCUCCUAUCCUCCCCAAUCAGACUGUGACUAACGCAGGUCGCGGACCCGUCCAAAGGCGCGCGCGUGGUGCGGAGCCGACGACGAUCCAGGCCAACUGUGAUAAUGAGGUGAACGCUAAUGAUAUUGGCGGUGCGAGUAGUGGCGAAGAAGACAGGCCGCCUGUAGUUAUCUUGAGCGGUGCCGAGGCGGUCAAGGACGUGCCCGGCAUUGAGUUCGGCUUCGCGGUGAAUCCAGAUCUGGUGAACCCUGACGUGACGACGCCUCAUGCCAUUAUUAACGCCUGCGAAUUCUUCGAUCGGUUCUUCAGGCCGCCAACGAACGCCAACGCCGAUGCGUACAACCAUGACAAGGUGGUUAAUUAUAUAGGUUCAGCUUGGGAAGACCUGUUAAAUUCCGGGAAAGCAGAGUAUUAUUCAAGCUCCGCCACCAACUAGAAAAAUGUGAACUUAAAACGAGAGUGAAUGUGUACGCUGUACAAAUUGUGUGAAAGUUGUAUAUUAUUUAUAUUGAAAAAGAUUUAUAUACUAGUCAAAUGUAGAAAGAGACAAUAAUAUAUCGAAAAAACGGUAUAGUCGAUUACUAGGAACGAUAACUAGUUACAAAAAAAUCAAAUUUUCCAUCAAACUUCAAUAUCAUUGAUAUAUGAAAAGAAUUGGCAGGAAAUUAUUUGUUCAGAAAUAAUUUACCUUAGCCAGAGACAAUUGAGCGAAAACAAAUGGGAACAAGAGAUUGAUGAUCAGUUUUGUAAAAAAAAGCCUGUCCAAUCAACUGAAGAUUUUAUUUGGAUAUUCGAACAGAACCUGUACAGAUAGUGAAAAAAUGAAUUGUGAAAUGUUUAGUCUCAUCCUCCAAUCAAGAUUUCUGAAAUGUUUUUUACAAACUAGAAUACAAUUUUUGCGAUUGAAUUAUUUUCAAGAGAAAAUAAUGGCAAUAAAGCACAUUGCACUGUACAGAAUAUAAUUAUUCCAAUUUGAGCAAUUCUUUUAAUAUUUGAAUAUUCUAAUGUUAAAAUUAUUUAACUAACCGAACUUGUAUAAUUUUAACAUUGGUAAAUUCAAAAAGAUUUUUUAAACUGUAUUUUUACAAAGACUUUUCAGAAAUCACGCUAAAUCAAAAUUUUAUUCACAAAAUAUACAAUAUUGUAAUAUAUCUGUACCCUGUAUUGUUAGGUUUUGUUAAAAGAAGUUAUAAAUAAUGUAUGAUAAUUCUUGUAUUAUAGAUUUAAAUGUACCAAAAUAAAAUGUAGGCUUUUUCAUGAAGAAAUUGAACCACUCCAAAAUUCAUAUUAAAAUUUUUGUGACAAUUUUUCUUCCGCCUUCUGUUUUUAUUUUUAAAUUUGAAUUUUGGAGUCUCUGCUAGGAGAUGGAACAACAUUCAAUGUAUACUGGCAAAAGAAUCAUUGUAUGAAAAAACUUAUGUCAACUUUGAAAUUUGCAGCAUGUUUGUUUCUGCAGUUCCUUGUAGGUUUGGUGAAUAAGGAGUUUUUUGAUAGAAUUCACAUAUUUCAACUUUGACAUUGUGUAUCAUUUAAAUUUUUUUGAUGAAUCUUCUGUAUUUCAUCAAUAUGUUUCAAGUUUUCUCAUUGCGGCAAUGUGAUUCGUUGUGUAUAUAAUUAUUUCUUUAUUUUUGUAUUGAAAGUAUUAUUAACUUUGGAGCAUUAUGAUAGAUAUUUAUUUUAAUUUUCUCGUCUAUUCCAUAAAUGAAAUCCGGACAUAAGAACUGCUAAAAACAUGCUGUGAUUUUCAUACAAUGGAAAAAUAAUAGUAAUUCAAAAGUGGCACUGUUUUAACUCAUUUCUCUGAUUUUUUUUGCAUUUCUUGAAUAGCUUUGUUUGAAAUAAUCAAAAACAAGAAACUCUGAGAAUAGUUGGAUUUGUUCUAAUGUUGAUAACCAUGUAGCAUAUGAAUAUAAUGAUAAGACUACAGCCAUCAGUCAGUUUUUUAGUUUUUUAAAACUAUAGGUAAAAAAUAUUGUAUAGUUUUGAAUUUAGACAAAUCUAUGAAAGAUAUCAUUUCUAUAUUUCUUACGAAUUUUUGCGCUCUAAAACCUAAAGAUUUCACUUCGAUAAGUUCCAUAAAAAACCUUGUUUUGGGUUCUAUGCAACAUUUCGAAAACUAACAUUUCAGUAUGCUGCUCACAUUCAAGGGUAAAGAACUCUGAUUUUUCAAUCGAUAAUCAAGUACUUCCAUAUGACUAUUAACAAAUCCGUCAAAAAAUAUAGCCAAGAAUUCCCUUAAAAAACAUUUUUUCAUUUAGUGGUUUUACAAAAAUUUCAUUGAUCUAGAAUUCUUUCCCUUGUUUGUAUCUACAGCUAGUUCCAAAGUAUAAUUUGAAUUCUACAUUUCUCCUAUUUUCUUAUUGGUUUGAAGCUACUGAAAUGAUUGAUAAUUUAGGUUUUUAGAACUCCAAGUUCCAAAGUUGUUAUGUUUGUUUUUCCUUUUUUUUUAAAUAUUUUUAUAUAGUGUAUCGCCGGAAUAUAUAAUUUAUCUGGUCGAUAAAAUAAAUUCAAAUUUAAAGUCAAUCAAAAGGAGUAUUCAGAAAUCAAAUAAUUUUCUUGUUCAGGGUUCCUUAAUAGUUAUAAAUGAAACUGUUAUUUUUUCAAUUAAUUUGUUAAUCUUUUUAAAUUUCUUUAAAACAAAAAUGUUUAUUGCUUUCUCAAUAUACCUUUAUUUAUUA
This is a messenger RNA of Harmonia axyridis, 5951 nucleotides long. Its product is annotated as serine/arginine repetitive matrix protein 1-like. Bases 395 to 3709 code for a protein of 1104 amino acids. The record is from RefSeq and is a predicted model, not a curated record. The transcript has 10 exons. Lineage: Eukaryota; Metazoa; Arthropoda; Insecta; Coleoptera; Coccinellidae.